UGAUAAACUACAGAAAUUGUGAGCACGGGAAAGAGUUCCCAAAACAUCUUUCGUAAAGGAUGUCUUGACGGUUUCAAAUUUUGAACGUACAUGAGUUUCCGGUGUCGCCUGUAAAUUUUACUGGGCUCUCUCGUGCCAGUGUUGAUCGCCAGAAGGCGAGGGGGUGAAUCGCUGACGUGUUGCUUCUCUUGUGUUUCGGAAUCCAGGCAGAUUGGGGUUACGUCCCUCUUCUGCGUCGUUGCUGCUGCUGGGACGUCCUCGUUCUCAACGUGAUCCGGUGAAGCUUCCCUGUGGAAUUCGCUGCAGCGCCGCCACAACAAUGGACCAAUCGCUGCUGCUGGCCCUACCGGACGAUGCACUGCUGGCCGUGCUGGCGUGCCUGCCCGCGAGGCACCUCUUGAGCUGCCGCCUGGCGUGCCGCCGCCUUCGGGAUCUAUGCCAGCACCCGGACCUGUGGCGUAGCGUCCGACUGAAGGCAUCGGAGGACUGCCAGCUGGUGCGCGCCGCCCUCCGUUUCGCACCUUGCCUCUGCGAAUUGGACCUGAUCGGCAUGAACAUGGAUGUCGAGGAGCCGGAUUUGUCUGCAUGUGCUGUCGCCAAGCUUGUGGUGGAGCUAACCGGCCACAAAUUCGUGGCCCGGACCACAGCUAUGCUGCGGAAGCAAUCCGCCCUUGGUGCUCUGCGUGAGCUUACCCUGCAGUUUGAUGAUGAUUUUACAUCAGAGCCAAUGCAAACAGAGUGGAAUAUCUCUACACUCUUAGGGGCGGUUUGUAAUGCAAACAGUCUACGAAGUUUAACAAUUGAGAAUAUAUCAGAGGUCCCGCUGCUAGCUUCUUUGGGUGACUUGGAGGGCGGCUCAUUCCUUCAGGAGCUCUCCUACUUAUCUUUUAGUGACGACGACGACACGCUACAUGAAGCUUUAAUGAAGGCGCAUGCGGCCACCUUAGAGCACGUGCACCUCAACACGCGUGAUUUUCCCGUGUCCGAUCUGAAGGUCUUGCCGAACCUCGUCUCUCUUGAUCUCGGUGAUGUCGGCUGGGUCUAUUCCGUUAGUCCUGAGGUACCGAAGCUGCUUCGCGGAGCGUCGUCGCAGCUCCGCUCUGUGGUCAUUUCUUACACAGACCCCUCAAACGCUGAGCUGCUGCUUGCCUUGGCCGCAUCACCUGCUGCCCGUGACCUUGAAACCCUCCGCGUGUACUCUGAAUCAAACGACGUCUUCGGCCACAUGGCGGCCGCCCUACCCCAGUUCCCAGCUCUGCAAAGCCUCACCAUAAGCGUCUGUUGUAGACCAGAGAAUGGGGACUUGAAGCAUUUCUUGCGGGCGCUGAGUCCAAUGACGGCCCCCAGCCUUACUGAGUUGAUACUACGCCCUCCAAGAAAGGUCUGCCUCGACGCCUUGCUGCACGACUCAGCCGUUACGGACCUCUUGCGGCGGAAUCCCCGCCUCCACUUCCACGUGCAGUUCAAUUCCCUUGCCAGGUGUCGUCAUUGCUUGUGGUGCGGCUCAGACUUCUACACGAGGCAGGUCGCGCUAGCGGCACACUGCAGGGAGGCUGGCGGCCCUGCAGACUGCCGCCAGACUGCUGGCUGAGACGCCGGCAUUCCGGGCAUCCGAUGGCCGUCUGUUCGGCAACAGUUCAUUGCGUAAAGUUUCUGUUCAAUUUGUCAUUGUUUUAUUCGGUUCUGUGACCUCCAGCACCUCUCAUAACUUGUACUGUAUUUGUUAACUCUUCUUUGAGAGCUAUAUUUUAACAUGUUCAGAAUUGGUAGGUAAUUGAGGAGAGCCGACUUGUUCUUGUUAGAGUUCCGAUCUGUAUGAGGUCCAAUUAUAUUUUCAGUUAAUGUA
Messenger RNA from Thrips palmi, 1846 nucleotides. RefSeq lists its product as uncharacterized. Gene Ontology annotation, molecular function: protein binding. Bases 320 to 1591 code for a protein of 423 amino acids. The transcript is spliced from 3 exons. NCBI's taxonomy places the organism in Eukaryota, Metazoa, Arthropoda, Insecta, Thysanoptera, Thripidae. The record is from RefSeq and is a predicted model, not a curated record.